AUGCAAAGAUCAAGACAACUUCAAGAGAGAAUCGAACACAAGAGAGCUGAGUUACAACACUUGACUCAAAUAAGAGAUUACACCGAAACGGUGACCAAUCAACUUGGUGAAUUGCAAGAACAGUUAGAUCAAGUUGUUGAUGGUACCGAAAGUGUCGCGUUAGUUUUAUCAGUUUGGCAAACAGUUGUACGGUCCAUAUCGUUAGCUUCAAUUGGUUUACAGAAAUAUAGUCAACAAGAUUUUGAAAAUGGUAAGCCUUUACCCGAAAGUUUAAUAAGGUUGGUCCUUGACCCCAAUCAAUAUGAACAAUCAGAGGUUGAUGAAGAAUCGGAGCAAUAG
Yamadazyma jaroonii is the source of this 339-nucleotide messenger RNA. The record is from the annotation of a GenBank genome assembly. NCBI's taxonomy places the organism in Eukaryota, Fungi, Ascomycota, Pichiomycetes, Serinales, Debaryomycetaceae.